AUGUUGCUGAAACCAGCGACGCCGCUGUCUGUUCUAUUGUUCGCCGCCUUUGCGCUGCUGCUGCUCUCCGUCCUCUCUACCCCGGUGAUCAAGGGCAUCCCGCUGGCCACAUACAACGAUAUCACCUUUGGCGUCUUUGGCUGGUGUCGUAAGGAUAGAUGCAGCGGCUUCACCAUCGGAUACAAGGACGAUGCGAGAGAUGGCGCUUUCGGAGACCCCAGUACUGACGGUGACUUCAAUCUCCCGGCGUCGAUUCGCCAUACGCUGUCGUCUCUCUUGAUUGUCCACCCUAUCGCCGCGUUCCUUACGCUUGUCUGUUUUGGCCUGGCUGCCGCUGCCCACCUCCAUGCUCCCUCUCACUCGCCGCGGUACCUGCUCGGCCUGCUCAUCCUGCUCCUCCCCACGCUGCUGGUCUCGCUGCUGGCCUUCCUUGUCGACAUUCUCCUCUUCGUCCCCCAUCUCAAAUGGGGCGGCUGGGUCGUUCUCGCCGCCACCGUCAUCCUCACCGUCUGCGGCAUCCUCACUUGCGCCAUGCGCCGGACCCUGGUGAGCCGCAAGGCCAGGAAGCGUCGCAUCGCCGAGAACGCUGAGAUGAGCGGCGAGAACUUUUACAAUCGCCAGAACGCCGUCAAGCUGGACCCGCCUGCAACAACCUUGCAUGUAGAGGCCAAGGAGGUCAUCUUCACCCCCAUUCCUACUACAGAGACUGUGUCCUCAUUCGCCCGGUACGAGUCCGACCGUCGACCUCGAGACGACGACAGCAGACGGAUGCGCUCCCGCGCUGCGCCAACUAGCAAUGAACAGUUCUGGGCGCCCAGCGAGUAUGAUGAAGGGCCCCAGGCUCCCGCAAACCAGGAUGGCCCCUACGACCAUUUCCCCCCGCCUCGGAGGGGGCCUUCGAGAAGCCCCAUGCGUGGUAAUAAUAUCCCUGGAUACGCUGGCCGGGGUAGAAGCAACCCUUCAAACAGGAGAGGUGGCAGAGGCGGGAGAGGGCCUCCUUACCGCGACCCUCCUCCUCCCAGCUACCACACCGAAAGGAGUCCUUCGCGGAGACGAGAUUAUCCCGGUCCUUGUGAGCGCGGCCCUUACCCAAACAGACCCCGAUCUGGCCGUGGUAGGCGUGGCGGACCGGGACCGGGCCCUCCGCGCCGUCCGCGCAGAGACGACGAUGCCAUGUAUGGAGGUGUUCCCCAGGCCGCUGGCGGUAUGGGCCAGGAUAUUGAAAUGGAACGCUCGCCAGGGAAUGCUUAUAAUUCGACCAUGACACAGCCGGGGAUCUCCAAUCUUCCCGCAUUCAUACCGACAAGAAAUGACUGGACCAAAAAUGAUCAACCAGUCUUACCUAUUGACGCUCGCGACUCACCGAGUCCACCCGGCGAUACAAACACACAGCCUAGAGACAUGACCCGAUCUCCUCCUCGGGACGCUCACCCUACAAACACAUACUACGAAGACGUAGCAACACACUUUAUCAGCACAUCAAACCCUGAUCCAGCCUUCAUUCCAUCUGCCCUAACCCCCGGCGGCACUGCUCCCGAGCCAACAGAGCCGAACACUUCUGUUGAUGCCGCCAAUGGCCCGCGCUCGCCUGUCAGUGACAUCAGCCACUUCACUUCUGUCUCUCAGCGUGGUAUCAACCCCAAGUGGCAUCCGCCCGAGUGGGACAAUCCACGAGAAAAGGUCCAGAAGCAACGGGAAGCACUGCUAGUCAGUAACCCUGAUUUUCAGCUUGGCGACCCUGUGGGCCGUUCCAACUCUGCAAGACGUGGCGGCAGGAUGCCCCAGGUUCCUGCCAUGCCUCCGAUGCCUCCGAUGCCUGCUAUCCCUUCAAUAUACACUCGCAGCUAA
Molecule: messenger RNA, 1848 nt
Organism: Microsporum canis CBS 113480
Lineage: Eukaryota; Fungi; Ascomycota; Eurotiomycetes; Onygenales; Arthrodermataceae
Product: palI
Exons: 3
Coding region: 1-1848 (615 amino acids)
Cellular component (GO): cell division site; growing cell tip; plasma membrane
Source: RefSeq, a predicted model, not a curated record